Molecule: messenger RNA, 1359 nt
Organism: Stegostoma tigrinum
Lineage: Eukaryota; Metazoa; Chordata; Chondrichthyes; Orectolobiformes; Stegostomatidae
Gene: vdac3
Product: voltage-dependent anion channel 3
Exons: 9
Coding region: 140-991 (283 amino acids)
Biological process (GO): monoatomic anion transmembrane transport
Cellular component (GO): mitochondrial outer membrane
Molecular function (GO): voltage-gated monoatomic anion channel activity
Source: RefSeq, a predicted model, not a curated record
UGUCUGCCUGGGACGCUUGCGCGGCGCCCAGCCUCAGCAGGCAGCCGCAGUGAGGCCCGUUCUCUCCUUCACGUUGCCCUCUCGCAGGCAGCGGUUCGCUCGGGUUUGAUCGGCAGGAGGUAUCGAGGCUGCAGGCAGAAUGUCUGUGCCACCGUCAUAUGCAGACUUGGGGAAGUCCAGUCGGGACCUCUUCACGAAAGGAUAUGGGUUUGGUUUGGUGAAGCUGGAACUCAAGACCAAAUCAUCGAGUGGAGUGGAGUUUACCACCUCCGGCUCUUCAAAUACUGACACGGGCAAAGCUACGGGCAGCCUGGAAACCAAGUACAAGCUGAAAGAGUAUGGACUCACCUUCACUGAAAAAUGGAAUACUGAUAAUGUUUUGGCCAGCGAGAUCACCAUCGAAGAUCAGCUUGCUAAAGGACUGAAGCUGACUUUUGACACGACAUUCGUACCAAAUACAGGUAAGAAGAGUGGAAAGCUGAAGACUGCCUACAAACGCGACUAUGUGAACUUGGGCUGCGAUGUUGAUUUUGACUUUGCUGGCCCCACCAUCCACAGCAUGGCUGUGUUGGGCUAUGAGGGUUGGCUUGUCGGUCACCAGAUGGCCUUUGACACUGCCAAAUCCAAGCUGGUACAGAACAACUUCUCUCUGGGCUACAAGGCUGGGGACUUUCAGCUGCAUACCCACGUUAAUGACGGUGCAGAGUUUGGUGGCUCGAUUUACCAGAAAGUGAAUGACAAAGUGGAAACUGCAGUGAACCUUGCAUGGACUGCUGGCAGUAACAAUACUCGAUUUGGGAUUGCUGCCAAGUACCAGAUCGAUAGUGACACCUUUGUAUCAGCGAAAGUGAAUAACUCCAGCCUGAUUGGAUUGGGAUACACUCAUACUCUCAGACCAGGUGUGAAAUUGACAUUGUCUGGACUGAUUGACGGGAAGAAUUUCCAUGCUGGGGGGCACAAGGUCGGCAUGGGCUUCGAGCUUGAGGCUUAGCAUUGAGGAUUGAAUGGUAACACCUUUUGGGUCGGCUGCUAAAAUAUAAAAUGAUGACAAUAAAUUGCUGGUCUCCUCCCUGGACCAAGCACAGAAGAAUCUUGAGAAUAUUUGGCCUUAAAUUUGAUUUUGAUAUGAAUGGCCAGUCUGUUUUUUGCUGGGAGGUAGAAGUACUGGAUUGGUUUCACAGGUAACACUACGUGGAGGUUGUGUCCAAAAUCAUUUCCUGCGAAUCCAAGCUUUAAAUCAUGUAUUACAAUCCAAAUUUAAUUUCUUUUCUGUGUGACUGCAUGUGGUAGAGACAUUAAUUGCCAUUUUUAAAUCACUUUGCUGUAUCAGGAGAAAAUAAACAGAUGUCAUUGAGUUUA